AGAAGAUGUUUAAAAUGGAUUUCAAUUUUUCAUUUUUCCUGCCAUGUAUAUUGAUGAUCCUGACCAUUAGUGGCAAGACUUGUGCUGCCAAUAAUUUAACCACUCAGAAUAAUUUCUCAGAAACACAAGUAUCGCAGGAUAAUCGAUCAGGGAAAGGAGACGUAAACUGUGUACACACCUGCCUUGGAAACGAGACAUCUUUUCUUUGCAUGUGUGAUCUGCUUCCAACUGUUCACAUUCAUUGCUUGCCUAAUGGAAAAAUCAGCCUGUUGUGUGAAACAGGUGGCCAAUUCAAUGACAAUGUUCAUUGGACUCUGAAUGGAAAUCCUGUAAGUGAUGGCUGUAUCAAGGAUAAUGGCACUAGAAUUAUUUUGGAAAAAGGUAAACAUGGCAAGUACGUUUGCCAAAGAGGAAAUCACUGUAAGAGUUCUCCUGUUGAAAUGAAAUGUGAUAACGGGGAUCUGCUGCAAAAUCCACUCUUCCUGUAUGUCCUAACAGCCUGUGGAGGUGGUGCAGUUUUGCUAGCCGUCACAGCCUCACUGAUCACAUGUUGCUGCAUGAAAACCAAGCACAACUUUGUUCGGGUCCCUGUGGAAGACGAAAAGGAUGAGGGCAUAACCAUGUCUGCCAUUUCUAGUGAAAGACCAAAUCCUCCUCCUAAUGGAGACCAUUGUGAAAUUACAGAUGUUCUUGUUGAUAGUACUCCCAAUACUAGUGCACAAAUCUGUGAAACUUUCAAACCGGACCAUAAGGAGGAUCCAAAUCCUCCAGUGGGACCUGAGGUGAAAUCAGAAUGCAGAAAAGAGGAGAAAGUGGGGACAGAAACAGAGUUCCAAGAGGACACAAUUGACAAUGCAGCCCAGGAAGUUAUAGACGACUGUUUUCCUGAUCCUAUUGUUGCUUGAUCCAAUGUGCUCCUUUUCCCUUCUCCAAGUCUGGGGAACUGGGGCUUCUUCAUUCCAAGCUUUCUCAGAAUAGUAUAAUGUCCUUUAUAAAUUACUUACCUGCUAAUAGCAUAAGUCUACAAACCAUUUGAAAUUAGCCCCAAAUGUGGUUUUCUUCUGUGUUCCUAUUCCUAAGGGCAUUUAUAGAAAUGAUAUAGAUAUGAGAAAUCUAAAUAUCAGAUACCCUUCUCCCCAAAUUGGAAUAAUUUCUCUACCAAGUUAAUGUUUGGCCUUCAAGUCCCCAAGAUUCCUAGUUCAUCUUAAGUAGACAUACAAAUGAUGAAAUUCUUUUGAGGAAUUCUAGCUCUUCUUACAUUGAAAUCAGAAUCAAGAAUUCUGUAGAAAAUUCUAGAGCUGGUUUUAAGCUUCCUUGCUGAAAUGUUUAGCUGUUGCAGAUUUUUGUGAUUAAACAUGUCUAUUUUACUUCUGUGCUAAGUGUUUACAUGAACCAAAACUGGUUCUUGAACCACAAAAUCCAGGGGUUAGCAGCAGGCUCCUUAAGCUACACAGGAUGUUCUCAAACUGCCUAUGACAUUUUGGGUGUUCUGCAUCCUCUUUCAACAGCAGUCCAUACAUCGAUGUUUGGGCCUACAAUUUUCAAAAGCCAUCUGAAUUAUGAACAAAAACC
This is a messenger RNA of Thamnophis sirtalis, 1572 nucleotides long. RefSeq lists its product as uncharacterized. The record is from RefSeq and is a predicted model, not a curated record. NCBI's taxonomy places the organism in Eukaryota, Metazoa, Chordata, Lepidosauria, Squamata, Natricidae.